CAGGAGGCGCGGGGCUCGGCGUGCCGCCGGCGGGAGAGGCGCGGCCGGCGCGCCGCGGGCACGCGCGCACGGUAAUCUUUGAGAUUUCAGAAGCCAGUUGCUAAAACUGACAGAAAAUGGCAUAUCGAAGAGAUGAAAUGUGGUCUGAAGGGCGAUAUGACUACGAAAGACUUCCAAGAGAACGCCUUCCUCCAAGGAUUCAUCCUGAUGCAAGUGAUGACUACCAUAGAGUAGUAAACAUUGUGCCCAAGAAACCACCACUGCUCGAAAGACCUGGGGAUGGAAGUUACAGUCGAUAUGAUGAUUAUAGUCAUGUUGACUACAGAGACUACGAGGAGGGUCGCAGUUUUGCCCAUGAACGAAGAAGCGGUCCACCACACCGAGGUGUACAUAAGGAUGAAUCAGGAUACAGAUGGCCAAGGGACGAUCAUCCUAUAAGUCGGCAGCCUGAAUACAGGGACAUCAGAGAUGGCUUCAGAAGAAAAAGCUUCUAUCCUUCCCACUACAUGAGGGAGCGAUCCCCUCAUAAGAGGGACUCUCCUUUCUUCAGGGACUCGCCUGUGAGCCGAAGGGAUUCUCCGCACAGCAGAUCCGGCUCUAGUGUCAGCAGUAGGAGCUACUCUCCUGAAAGAAGCAAAGUCUAUCCUUUCCACCAGUCCCAGCAUAGCAGAAGUAUGUCAUCUUUACAUAAAAGAAAUAUUUCUUCUCAGCAAGGUAAAGAGAGGACUUCAGUUCAAUCAUUGAAAACAUCAAGAGACACAUCACCAUCAGGUUCCACAGCAGUACCCUCGUCAAAGGCCUUGGAUAAGAGCAGCAGACUAUCAGAAAAGGAACUUGCAGAAGCUGCAAGCAAGUGGGCAGCUGAAAAGUCAGAGAAGGCUGAUGAAAGCAAUUUACCAGAAAUUACGGAAUAUGAUGCUGGAUCUUCAGCUCCAUUAUAUGUUGAACAAACAGAGGAAACGGAAACAAACAUGACGGAUAGUACAGAGUUAUAUGAGGAUGGCCAGCUUCUUGGCCGUUCAAAAGCAAUUGCAACUAAGACCAAGGAGAUCGAACAGAUCUACAGACAAGACUGUGAAACCUUUGGCAUGGUAGUGAAGAUGCUAAUUGAUAAAGAUCCUUCAUUAGAGAAGUCCAUUCAGUUUGCCCUCAGACAGAAUUUACAUGAAAUAGGUGAGCGAUGCAUUGAAGAACUCAAACAUUUUAUUGCCCAGUAUGAUGCUGCCAAUCAAGACUUGUCAGAAUCCUUCAAAGAGGGCCCAUAUUAAGGACAAAAAUACACUUUAGAUCAUCUGUAGUGUGUACACCGUAAUAUACGAAUAUGCUUUUUGCGGGGGAAGAGGAGUUCUUGUUGGAGAUCCGAACCCAGGGCCUAUGCUCCUCGUUGUAGCUAAGACAGCUAUACCUUGUUCAUUGUGGUCUUCACAAUUGUAUUCUUUCUACCUAUACUUGUUGACAUUUAUUCCUUUGAAAAGGAUAUUCUCUUCAAUAAUGCUGUAAAGUGACAAACUAUUUUUGGAACUUUUACAAAGUUACCUAGGAAAAAACGUUCAGUCUGAUGUAUGUACAUUUACAUUUUAAUGUGUAGAAGUGUAACUACAAGCACUGUAUUUUUUAUUAAAAUAACAAGAAAUAGCUCUUCAUUUGUCACCUUACUCAGAAAUAUGUCCUGUUUUCAUAAUACUAUAGGAAGACUUGCAAGAUUGUUCACAACUAUGACUUACACUAUUUAUUGUACUUUAAUUUUAAAUCUCAGAUUCAGUCUGUAAAAUGACACUAGAGGUUAUGCCUCUUGCCUCUGACUGCCAGAGCCACUUUCCCUGCUUGAUGCAAGAAGUGAUGAUUUUUUUCUUCUAAUUGCAGGUUCAGCAAAUGCCUUUUAAAUUUUGGUAUUUUCUGUAUUAUGAGUCAUUACAAGUAAGCAGUAUUAUGUAGCAUGAGUUCCAUUUUUUUUGUUAAUAUUUGCAACUAAAUAUUUCCUUUUUUAUUUUUUGACCACACCUUAUCUAGCAUAACUGCAGGCAGCCUCUGAAGAGGGGAAGGUCUAUUCUCCCUCUCCCUUGCAUUCUCCCUCUCUCCCCUUCUCCUUUUUUACGACUUUUCAUGGCUCAGUUUUAACAGUUGUAGGGCUGCACCCUUACAAUCCCUAGUGCUGGCAUUAAGAAGGAGUAGGAAUUUGGGACGUCAAGGUGAGUGGGACAGUGGCAAUGAGCAGGACUGUCUCUUUCUCUCACAAGUCCAAGUUGCCCCAAAUUCAUUGGCAUUUCAAACCUAGAUAAUCGUGUAAUGUCUGGAUUCACUUCUGACCUGACAGGGUUACUUUUAGUUGGGGACAAAAAUGGUUGAGGAGAGUCAAGAGAGUGCUAGUGCUGCAUGAUUGGUUUUCAGAGAUGAAAUAUAUCUAGGACUCAUUGGUGAUAUUCUGGCUAUUGCAUUACGUACAGAUUUACUUUUGGUAAGAUACUAUUUUUUAUGAACAUUUUAGGAAUGAGAGAAUUUGAAUCAUAACCAUGAAAAGGUAAGUAUAAGCAUAAUUGGUUUUGUACAUUUGUAUUUAAAGAUGUGAAACUCUAUAUGUAAGGACUAAAGACUAAAGCUAACCAAUUCCAAAAUGCACAGUAUUUUGAAGUGGAAGAAGUCAGUGAGUUCAGUCCCUUAUCGAGUAGCUUUUCAAACUUCAUCAGAAUGAUUUGCAGAAAGGUAAAUACAAUGGCAAUGAUUUUGCAUCCACAAGGUACUCCAUGUGUCGCAGCACCUUACACAUGCACUUGUUCAUCUGGUAUAUUAAAGAAUAUAUUGCAUCAGA
Molecule: messenger RNA, 2806 nt
Organism: Rhea pennata
Lineage: Eukaryota; Metazoa; Chordata; Aves; Rheiformes; Rheidae
Gene: PPHLN1
Product: periphilin 1
Exons: 10
Coding region: 117-1268 (383 amino acids)
Biological process (GO): negative regulation of DNA-templated transcription; negative regulation of gene expression, epigenetic; protein localization to heterochromatin
Cellular component (GO): nucleoplasm
Source: RefSeq, a predicted model, not a curated record